Lethenteron reissneri (Far Eastern brook lamprey) is the source of this 1607-nucleotide messenger RNA. RefSeq names its product myelin transcription factor 1-like. Lineage: Eukaryota; Metazoa; Chordata; Hyperoartia; Petromyzontiformes; Petromyzontidae. The record is from RefSeq and is a predicted model, not a curated record.
GUGGGGGGGGGGGGGGUAGUUUCUCCAGCCAAUCGGCGGCUCCGUCUCUGGCGCCAUAUCGCGCGACUCAGGCGAGGCGAAGGCUUCUCGCAGCGACACCACAGCAACGAACCAUGGCGGCGCCGUCGGAAGAGGAGCUGCCACCUGCGGUGGACGUGGACCCGCGCGGAGACUUUACGGGCUGGCUGGGCGCGCAGGGCGUCAAGCCUGGUCUGGCGCGCACCCUCGCCACGGACCUGGGCAUCGCCGACUACGACUGCCUGCUGGCGUGCACCGAGGACGCGGAAGUGCGCUCCGAGCUACUCGCCGUCGCCAAGGAGCGGCUGCCCUUCGCGCACUACGCCAUCUUCCGCCGCGUCGUCAACGGAGUGCCACCACGGCGCCAACCGCACCCGGCCGCGAGGGGCGCUAGCGCGACGAGCGAGGCGGAUAUCCGACGCACGCUGGGCACGGUGCAGCAGCUGACGGAGCUGGUUCUGUCCGUGCAGAGGCUCACCUCCCCCGAGGCCUUCCUCAACUCGCUGAGCGCCAGCACGCACGGCCGCGCCAGCAGCAAGCGCAAGGCCGGCUCCAGCACAGGCACGGCGACCGUGAUGAUGCGGCGGCGGUGCGCGCAACAGUUGGCAGCUCGCGCCUCCCGUUAUCCUGUGUCAGGCGGCGCGAGCGAGCGCUACGAGGACGAGGAGCUGCCCUCGGUCGUCAUCAACCACCAGGGCAUCGCCGUGUACGAGCGCGGCGGCGGCGACGCCGGCACCGGCGCCGGCGGCGGCCACGGAGCCGGAGCCGGAGCCGGCGCCGGCGGCCAGGUCAACCACGAGGACGGCGAGGACGACGAGAACGAGGAGGAGGAGGACGAGGAGGAGGAGGAAGACGAGGAGGAGGAGGAGGAAGACGACGACAUUGCCAACCGCGCCGCCUACGACGCGUACCCGCAGCAGCCGCCGCUCGCCCCCCUGGAGAACACCAACGGGCAGGAGCAGUUGGCGCACAAGCGGCGCAAGCACUGAGCUCUGUCGUCGCGUGCCGACGCUGUCACCCGCCGCCGCCGGUCUCGUCGGUCCCGUACGGUCGCGCUAUCUCAGGGUUCCACCUUAAACUCCCCACCCGCCCCCCACUCGCACCCACCCACCCACCCCCACCUGGCCUCUGCCACGUGUUUGUUGGCCGGGUCGUGCCGCGUGUUGUUGUCCAGCAGGAUGUCCGGAACCGAAGUUCCCGAAGAAAGAUCUCCCUCUCCCCCCCCGCCUCUCCCCCCUCCCCUGGCCACGGGAAAGGCGGAAUGUGGGAGGGGCACCGUGCCCAACGACCAAUGCGCGGCACCAUCCGGAAGAACGCUUCGGAGCGAGAGAGGUCACGUGACGGCACGCACGCUAAUCCCCCCGUGGCGGCAGCCGUGUUGAAUUUCCGUCGGCGUGCAGACGUCUGGGCCACGGCGUGCCACGGGUGGAGGUGGACGCGCUUUUCAUCUCCGCUCCUUGACACCCCACCCCACCCCACCGAGCCCACGUUUGCCAUUUUUUUGUAUCUCUUUCACUUCACCCACCCAUCCCCGUGCGUGCGUGUGUGUGUGCGCGCACCAUUCACCGGAUUGAUUUUACCACUGCGGG